ACCGAAACUAGAAUUUAUGUAUGUAUAGCUCUCUUUUUGCGAAAGAGUAAAGCAAGCUAGCAACCAUGCUCUUCUUCACCCUUCUUCUUGAUUUUCACUUAUCUAAAAAAAUUGUUCUUCAUUAAAUGUGAAAUCCAAUAUCUUUUUUCCCAGAUCUGAAUCUUUUCCCUUCCAUAUCCCAUCGAAAAUCAAAAACCUCACUGCAUUAGCUCAAUUUUCACCAAGAAUAUUUCGAAAAAUUAUUUUACUUAAAUAAAGUCGGAAUUGAUUUCUGUUCUUGAUUCCUUUUUCGUUUUUUUUUUUUUUUUGUUCUGAGUUUUUGAUAAAAAAUAAUGAAAGUGACCCAGAAUAAUUCGGAAAAAAUCUUCUGGGAUUCGAUUAGAACCCCAUCCGGGUCACCCAUUUCUAUGUCGAGUUCGCAGGGUAAAUCCUUGCCUAAGCUCUUGGUGUGGCUGAUUUUGUUCGUUUCAGCCACUUAUGUAGUGUAUACAUUGAAGCUCCUUUCCUCUCCCCCUAGUUGCGAAGAAGAUAUUUUCCUUACUCGCCGCAAUAGCAUUUCCCUUCAUAAAUCAUCAAACAACACAACUGCAGCAACAUCGUCGACGAUAUCCCCUAAUCAAUUGGAUGAGAAAACGGGUUUGGAACACAUAGUUUUUGGCAUUGCAGCAUCGGCCAAGCUAUGGCAAAAGAGAAAGGAGUACAUAAAGUUAUGGUGGAAGCCUGAAAGGAAAAUGAGGGGCAUUGUUUGGCUCGAUAGCCAUGUAAAAGCUUAUAGAAAUGAAUCUGGGAGGCUCCCGCAAUUGAGAAUCUCAGGUGACACGUCGAGAUUUUCUUACAAGAAUAAGCAGGGACACCGAUCCGCUAUUCGGAUUUCUCGUAUAGUAUCGGAGACUUUAAGGUUGGGGAUGGAGAAUGUAAGAUGGUUCGUAAUGGGAGAUGAUGAUACAGUGUUUGUAACAGAUAAUUUGGUGAGGAUUUUGAACAAAUACGAUCAUAAUCAGUAUUAUUACAUUGGGAGUUUGAGCGAAAGUCAUUUGCAGAACAUUUAUUUUUCUUAUGGAAUGGCUUAUGGAGGUGGGGGUUUCGCUAUAAGCUACCCUUUGGCUAAGGCUCUUGAGAAAAUGCAAGAUAGGUGCAUUCAGAGGUACCCUGGAUUGUAUGGGUCUGAUGAUAGAAUGCAGGCUUGUAUGGCUGAACUCGGUGUUCCACUCACUAAAGAACUCGGUUUUCACCAGGUGAGUUAAUGUUCUUGAUUUUUUUCAUCCCUU
This is a messenger RNA of Olea europaea var. sylvestris, 1268 nucleotides long. RefSeq lists its product as uncharacterized. The record is from RefSeq and is a predicted model, not a curated record. Lineage: Eukaryota; Viridiplantae; Streptophyta; Magnoliopsida; Lamiales; Oleaceae. Gene Ontology annotation, molecular function: acetylglucosaminyltransferase activity. The transcript has a single exon. Bases 333 to 1244 code for a protein of 303 amino acids.